AUGGCUCGGUUUUUAAUUCGUCAGCAAGAGAAAUUUGUGCAAGCUCUUGGAAAGCACAACAUACCGGGAUUACGAUGGUUACUUGAAGGAUUCAAUUAUUACGAUAUUUCACGAGUGAAGGAGGUUGGUCCCGACCGUGCUGCAGCAGAAUGGAUUGUUCGCGUUUUUUUCGGAUUUGACAAGAUUGCUGACACUUUCAACGACUAUAAUGCCCUGAUCAAGCGAACCGCUGAGCUUGAUCCCAGGAUACCGGCGGACAACGUGAAAGUCACAAACAUUUACGCUGUGGAUGCUUCCGUCACCGGUUACGGUUGUCGUCAUUUUGAAGGUUUGCAUGGGAUCAAGGAAGUGCAUUUCAUCCGCUGUGACAACUUGCACGAUUUUGGAUUGGAGUAUAUGGCUAAGGCUGUUGGAACACACUUGGAACUUCUCGAAAUUGACGGAUGUCGACGAAUAACAGAAUUUGGGUUGGCUCACUUAGAAUUAUGCAGGUCAGUGUGUGUGUCACAUAGGGCUACAAUGGUAUCUUUCCACUAA
Molecule: messenger RNA, 537 nt
Organism: Haemonchus placei
Lineage: Eukaryota; Metazoa; Nematoda; Chromadorea; Rhabditida; Trichostrongylidae
Source: the annotation of a GenBank genome assembly